Molecule: messenger RNA, 2994 nt
Organism: Aspergillus melleus
Lineage: Eukaryota; Fungi; Ascomycota; Eurotiomycetes; Eurotiales; Aspergillaceae
Exons: 4
Coding region: 1-2994 (997 amino acids)
Biological process (GO): arachidonate metabolic process
Cellular component (GO): membrane
Source: RefSeq, a predicted model, not a curated record
AUGGCAAGCACCAUGGCUGCAGAUUCUGACGUCACCUGGAUCAGGCUUGUUCGCCGAGCUACGGGUACAUUUGUCCAGCACGAGAGACUCCUGAGCAGUAUAAAGAACCAUCUCACUUCACCCGGGACGCAAUUCCCGGGCCUUGUUCUUUUCCUGGGCGAGCACCGCAUGAAUGCUGGUCUCAGGCAUCUUUUUACAGCCAAUACUAUCACAUCCCAAAGGCCAAAUAUUCGCCUCCAAGUGGAUAACAGCACCUGGUUCAGCGACUAUCCGGUUUUGUUCGCAGACUGUGACCCUAAUGUCAUACCCUUGAAGGAGGAAGAUGAUGAUUUUCCGUUCAGCGAGGAAUUUGUCGUCCCUUGGGCAUCGGAUAUGGCGUGCCACACUCAUGAUAUCAUACUAUCUCGUGUAUUUGGCCUGUUUGCUGAUGUUAUCUGCAUCUUCGCGGACGACGUGGGUGGCGUGCAUGCGGUACAAACCGUGUUGGCGACAUGGGCAAAGUUUGCGCGAAAGGGAUCCAGUCUGGACCAUCGGCCACGAGUCCUGGUCAUCGUCGAAGACAGCGCGAGCAUCACGCAGGAUAUACUCAUGGAAUACGACCUCGAUUACCACAGCUUGGACAUCUCCGACGUCUUUUGUACACCAAGGAUUGUGCGCUUAGCACGGUACGAUGAUGCAGACCCGGGUACCGCCCAGAAUAGGAUUCUACAAGACGUGAUAAACGAAGGACUGGAAGGCAGCCGGAACCAACGGCGAGAAGAUGGGUGCCUGUUUUCGGCCGCGCAUUUGGACGGCUUAUUUCACCGGGUACUCCAGCAUGUCUGCCGAGCGCCGGAUGUACCGUUCGACUUCGUUCGGGAAGCACGGGGGAGCAUGGUGGACGAAUGUGAUCCACUGUCACAUUUGGUAAAUUUCAUCAACCUGACGUGUGAUUGGAACGCAGAGAGUCGGGCAACGGUAUUGGCGUCCGCGUUUCUGGUCGACGCAUACCGCCCUGGAGCGCACUUCUUCAAUCCAGCAGCGGUUUUUGACUCGCUAUACCGUGCAUUAUGUGGGGAGGCGUUAAGUGUCUCUGCCGCGUCAACCUUACGAUUGCAGCUGGUUGAGUAUCAGUUAGCGGGUUUCUAUCGGCAGCUUUUGCUUGGCCAAGGGCCGCCACGCAGGAUCCAUGAAGCAAACCUUGCUCGCAUGACAGAUAUUUUUUCUAGUGUCGUUUCUGGCCAAACAUGCCUCGCAUGUAUACUGCGCCCCCCGCAGCAUCCGCUUUCGUGUGGACAUGCUUAUUGCGAUAUAUGUGCCGCCGGGUAUGGCGUGCCUGUCGAAGGGGGGGAAUACCAGUACCUGGUCCGGGACUGUAUCAUCUGCCAAAGGCGUUGUGGGAACAUCGCCAACGUGCUGCCCCCGACGGGCUGUGUGCGAGCGAUUGCUGUGGAUGGAGGCGGCGUUCGCGGUUUUAUCCCCCUCCGCUUUCUGGACUGUAUCCAACGGCAAGUUGGCCCGGAAUGUCCUCUACCGCACCUAUUCGACGUUGCUUUUGGCACGAGAUCAGGUGGUAUUGUAGUCUUGAAAAUCUUCCAUCAGUAUUGCUCCGUUGGCGAAUGUGCGCAAGCGUUUUCGUACAUGAUGACACGGUUUUUCCAGGAAUCAUCGCCACUGUCAUAUUGGGAAAAGUUCUUGCGUGCGAUUAAAUGCCGCUGGACUGACGGAUGGUACAGUGCAAAAAAGUGGGAGGAGCUUCUGCAAGAGCAGUUCGACACCGAAAAACGCAUGUUUGACGUGCAGCCGAUAUCAGGGUUGAAAGUGGCGGUAGUGGCAGCCGCCGGCAAGCGCCCAAUGUUGCUGGUCAAUCACCGACGGACGCGAGCGAUAGCCGAUCAAGGUGGGUUUGAUACUUUCGGUAACCGCAUGCCAGAUAACAGCCUCCUGUCUAGGGACCUAUCAAGUGCAUCAGCCGACGAAUCUGAGCCAGGAGCCAAAACUAUGGCAAUGUGCACGAGCGACUACUGCUGUCCCUGCGUCAGAUACCCUCCGCCCCACCGCCCCGAUCAUGAACUGAUUUAUUUCAGUCUCUUUUCACCCAUCCAGCUAGAGGGCAUCGGGAACUGCGAAUAUGGCGGUUCCAAGUUCGAUAACCCUUCCACGCUCUGCCGCUCCGAGACCAAAUUCAUGUGGCCGGCGAGAUCGGAGCCUGUCUGCUUUGUUUCCCUCGGCACAGGUUGCCCCUCCAAGGAUGUACCACGUGGCGGCCACGCGCGUUUGAACUGGACCAGAGUGUUUGCGUCCCGUCUGAAAGAUUCGUUUGUGGAGUCCACGGACGCGGAGCAGGCCUGGGAAGGCCUCCUGGAUCAAACCCAUCCAGCAAGGAAGAAAGACUAUCACCGACUCAACGUGACCUUCCCCGGCCAGGAAUCGUCUUCAAAUGUGUCAGCACAGGUGCGACGGAUGGUCAGUCUUGUGGAUGAGACCGCUGCAGAUCAGGUGCCACCGGCCUUGACCUCGGUCCUCCUCGCCAGUCUCUUUCUGGAGUUAUCGUCAGCUCCCCGCUGGGAGAAUGGAUGGUACUAUUGCAUAGGGACAAUCAGGUGCCGCAUACAGGGUCUGAUCUUUGUUUCUACCUUGAAAAGGCUUCAUCCUCGGGCCUCGUCGUAUAUCCAGGAUGGCGAAGUGCUCAAUAUAUCGCCCUACGAUGACGCCAUUUGUCUACAUUGUGCUCGAUACCGCGUUCCGGUUCGUCUGGCCGUCAAAAGUCCGGAGACCCAGAUUUCCCUAUCUAUUCAGCUGGAUAGUCUCAAUGCAAGGCCCAUAGCUGGGUUUCCGACAUCUUUGCGCUGGCUACUCGAGAGACAAGGGCUGGAUCCCUUUGGCUGUUGUACCACUAGCCCGCAGGGUCUUCUGGCGCGUAGUGAAUGCAAGUCGUGUGACCUGAAAGUCUACCGGAAAGGCAGCUCGAUACAGAAACCUACAACCUACCGGAAAAAGGUUCGCUUCAUCUAA